Gryllus bimaculatus (two-spotted cricket) is the source of this 4640-nucleotide messenger RNA. The record is from the annotation of a GenBank genome assembly. Lineage: Eukaryota; Metazoa; Arthropoda; Insecta; Orthoptera; Gryllidae.
CACCGGGAUCGGCCAUGCAGAGAAGAGUUGUGAGAUUUUCUAGCAGGAUUUCAACAAUAUUAAGAUGGCGAGUCGGAGGACAGUUAUAGCUUCUGCAAUAGAACCACUUCCUGUUUCCAAUAAUGAUCCGCUUAGAGAACUAUUUGAAGCUUGCAAAACUGGUGAUAUAGCGAGAGUUAAGAAGCUAGUGACUCCACAAACUGUGAACGCGAGGGAUACGGCUGGGCGUAAAUCGACUCCGUUACAUUUUGCAGCUGGUUAUGGGCGUCGGGAUGUUGUGGAAUUCUUGUUAGCAGCCGGUGCUUCAAUUCAAGCUCGUGAUGAUGGAGGACUUCACCCUUUGCACAAUGCUUGCUCGUUUGGCCAUGCGGAUGUUGUGCGAUUGUUACUAGAAGCUGGUGCUAACCCAAACACAAGAGACAACUGGAAUUAUACCCCUCUUCAUGAAGCUGCCAUCAAAGGAAAAGUGGAUGUGUGUAUUGCUUUACUGCAACAUGGAGCAGAUGUGAACAUUCGCAACACAGAGGGAAAGACUGCUCUAGAAUUGGCAGAUGCAGCCACCCGACCUGUGUUGACGGGAGACUAUCGUAAGGAAGAGCUCCUGGAAGCAGCUCGUUCAGGAGCAGAGGAGAGGCUCUUGGCUCUGCUCAACCCUCUCAAUGUGAACUGCCAUGCGAGCGAUGGCAGGCGAUCAACUCCACUGCACUUGGCAGCAGGAUACAAUCGGAAUCGUGUUGUCCAAUUGUUGUUGCAAAAUGGAGCAGAUGUACGAGCCAAGGAUAAAGGGGGACUAGUUCCAUUACAUAAUGCUUGUUCCUACGGUCACUUUGAGGUAACUGAACUUCUAAUCAAACACGGAGCAAACGUAAAUGCUAUGGAUCUCUGGCAGUUUACUCCUCUCCAUGAAGCUGCUUCAAAAUCUCGUGUGGAAGUAUGUUCCUUGUUGCUAAGUGAGGGAGCUGAUCCUACACUGCUCAACUGUCAUUCAAAAUCUGCUAUAGAUGUUGCUCCUACGCGGGAACUUCAAGAACGUUUGGCCUAUGAAUUCAAAGGUCAUUGUCUCUUGGAAGCUGCUCGUCAGGCUGAUCCUGCCAAGGUCAAGAAGUAUUUAACCCAAGAUGUUGUGAACUUCAAGCAUCCAUAUACUGGAGACACUCCUCUGCAUUGUGCAGUAUCUUCCCCUUUUACCAAACGUAAACAAGUUUUAGAAACCCUAAUUCGCAAAGGAGCUCAUCUUAAUGAGAAGAACAAAGAAUUCCUCACUCCUCUUCAUGUAGCUGCUGACAACUCUCAUUAUGAUGUACUGGAUGCCUUGUUAAGGCAUGGAGCAAAAGUCAAUGCAUUAGAUGGUCUAGGACAGACAGCUCUACACCGUUGUGCAAGAGAGGACAAUCUGCAAGCUUGCCGAUUACUACUUUCAUACAGUGUAGACCCCAGUAUUGUCUCCCUUCAAGGUUACACAGCUUCCCAAGUGGCAACUGAAAAUGUUCUAAAAAUUUUGCAAGAUCCUCCCUCUGGAAGUGCUGAUGUUGAAUGUCAACUCUUAGAAGCAGCAAAAGCUGGGGACUCUGAACAGGUGCAACGCCUUCUAACAGCUUAUCCUCAAAUAGUAAACUGCAGGGAUUUAGAUGGCAGGCAUUCUACUCCUCUGCAUUUUGCUGCUGGAUACAACCGAGUGGCUGUUGUGGAAUUUCUCCUGGCACAUGGUGCUGAUGUCCAUGCGAAGGACAAAGGAGGUUUGGUUCCUCUCCACAAUGCAUGUUCUUAUGGUCAUUAUGAAGUGACAGAAUUAUUAGUGAAACAUGGUGCUAGUGUGAAUGUAGCUGACCUUUGGAAAUUCACACCUUUACAUGAAGCUGCUGCAAAAGGAAAAUAUGAGAUAGUGAGACUGCUUUUGAAGCAUGGUGCAGAUGCUAGUAAGAAGAAUAGAGAUGGGGCUACCCCAUUAGAUCUUGUGCGUGAAGGGGAUCAAGAUGUUGCUGACCUCUUGCGUGGCAAUGCUGCAUUACUGGAUGCUGCAAAGAAGGGGAAUCUCGCUCGUGUGCAGCGACUUGUAUCUGCUGAAAAUAUAAAUUGUCGUGAUGCUCAGGGUCGAAAUUCUACGCCACUUCACUUAGCAGCUGGUUAUAAUAAUUUAGAAGUAGCAGAAUUUCUGUUGGAUCAUGGAGCAGAUGUAAAUGCCCAAGAUAAGGGUGGUUUGAUUCCUCUUCACAAUGCAUCUUCCUAUGGACAUUUAGACAUAGCAGCUUUGCUCAUCAAAUUCAACACAGUUGUGAAUGCCACAGAUAAGUGGGGCUUCACACCAUUGCAUGAAGCUGCCCAGAAAGGCCGAACACAGCUUUGUGCUCUGUUGCUUGCUCAUGGGGCUGAUCCUUUCUUAAAAAAUCAAGAAGGUCAGACUCCACUGGAUUUGGCAUCAGCAGAUGAUGUCCGCUGCCUAUUGCAAGAUGCGAUGGCAUCGCAGCAGGGAGUACCCACUGCUCCAGCUCCUGCAUCUGCACCUCCAUCGCGGCCUCCUUCCAUUGCUGCUGCUCCUCCACUUACCAUUGCUCUCACACCUCCUGCUACCACUGAAACAGUCAUUAUGCCCUCUGGAGCGUCAAUGACCCUGUGUGUGCCAGUGGCAAGGGGUUGCCUAUCUCCAAUGCCAGCUGCUGAAGGGUGUUGUGCUUCAGAACCCCUGAAGCCUGAAGGGGCUGUGCCAGAAAUGGCCACAACCGUAACAUCAUUAGCAUCUUUCUUGUCCAGUUUGGGAUUGGAACAUCUCCUAGAACUGUUUGAACGUGAACAGAUUACUUUGGAUAUUUUGGCAGAGAUGGGUCAUGAAGAUCUCAAACAAGUGGGAGUGAGUGCUUAUGGUUACAGGCACAAACUUCUCAAAGGAAUAGACAAACUCUGUGCAAAUGCAGGUUCUUUGUGGCUCCCACCUUCGACUCCUGGUACUUUACUAGUAGAUCUGCUGAGCGAAGAUAAGGAGUUUCUUGCUGUGGAAGAGGAAAUGCAGUCUACAAUCCGUGAGCAUCGUGAUAAUGGUCAUUCGGGUGGUGUUUUCAGUCGUUACAAUAUUGUGCGGAUUCAAAAGGUUCAAAACCGUAAACUUUGGGAACGAUAUGCACAUAGGCGACAUGAAGUAGCAGAGGAAAAUACCAAUCAAGCCAAUGAAAGAAUGUUAUUUCAUGGGUCGCCUUUUAUUAAUGCUAUUGUUCAGAAGGGUUUUGAUGAGCGCCAUGCAUACAUUGGUGGAAUGUUUGGGGCAGGAAUCUACUUUGCAGAGCAUUCAUCUAAAAGCAAUCAGUAUGUCUAUGGAAUUGGUGGGGGUACAGGAUGCCCAAUGCACAAAGAUCGGUCUUGCUACAUAUGUCAUCGGCACCUGCUACUAUGCAGAGUUACCCUUGGCAAAUCCUUCCUUCAAUUCAGUGCCAUGAAGAUGGCACAUGCUCCUCCUGGACAUCAUUCAGUCAUGGGUAGACCCAGUGCUGGGGGACUCAACUUCCCUGAGUAUGUUGUGUAUCGUGGAGAACAGGCAUACCCAGAGUACCUCAUCACAUAUCAAAUUGUGAAGCCAGAGGAGUCUGCUGCUGGAACGGAUUGGGAAGCAAGAUGAUUUUCCAACCUGGAGGUGCAGUCGAAUGCCCUUUGCGGCUGCCCCUGCCAACCGAGGCAGCAUUGUGGCCUCAGGCGCUUCCUUUUGCACUUCUGUUGGCCUGGUACGCCACCCACCACCAGCGUGAUGCCAGCCACUGUGCAUUCACCUCCCCCACCAUGCUUGCCACAGCCCAUGUGGGACCCUGACGCUGCCGUCUGGGUGGGCUGACUUGUUAUAAGUCCUCUUUCAAUUCAAAAAUCUUAAAUGCGUUGGGUAGUUCAAUCAGUUUUUGAAUUUUCUUUUCAUUGUUCUUCUCAUUAAUAAUAGGCUGCUGGAGUUACACUUCUGUGCAGUCUUCCACAAAGGUUGUGUAGUUUGUGAAUGACUGUGAAUGUAAAUGUGAGAAAGUGUGAUAAUGCAUAUGUGUGUAUUUGUAUGAUGUGUGCACUAUAUGUAUGUGCAUGCAUAUCAAGUUAAAAUGGAAGUGCAGUUGUGAUUCAACAAAUGUUAUGUCAAUUUAAGUGUCACGGUGAGCAAGAGCUGCUGUUUGACGUUAAACUUAGUGGCUAAGCACAAGAGAAUGUCCUUGUUGGAUGCUCAGUAUUUGAGCAGUGUAUUUUACUGAUGGACUUUCAUGCAUUUUAAGGCAUUGUAGCCUGCAUCAACACCAAUUCUUUAAUGUACUUAAUUGUUAAGGUUACUUACUGGAAAAGCUCCUGAAGGUUUGGGAUUUCAGAAUUGGGAGAUUGUCUCCAUAAAUCACUAGAAUAUAUGCACAAGGCAGGGGCUCCAGCAAAUACAGAAAUGACUCUAGCUCAAUUUAUUUAUUGUUGUUGUGAAACAGUAAACCUGAAGGUUGCUGCUACUAGACUGACAAAAUCAUGUUAAACAUUUACUUGAUGUACAUAUUGGUUUUUUGUGGGAUUGGGAUUUUGGGUAGAAGUGUACAUGCAGAAUUCUGUAUAAAGUUGCUGUACAUGCAGUAAGUAAAAUUUAUCUGUUCUGCUCAAGAGAAAUUUUCCUUGUGAUAUCUUUUCCAUUUCCAGCCACUGAC